UUUGCGAAUUUUGUGCAAAUUAUUGAAAUUUAAAGUUUGGUCUCCAAUUAAUUGAAGAUUUAUAAAGGAUUUUCGUGGUGAUACUAAAAUUGUAAUGUGAUACAAUGCCUUCUGGGCGUAAGCGUUGGAAUCUUCAUGAUGGUCCACAAGGCUCGCUGAGAAGACUCCGGAAUCAGUUGGCGGAGGACGGAUGUGCCGAGUCUCAAGUAGUUUUGGCUAAACAACUCCUGGAAGAGAAAUGUGAAUUGGAAGCAGAUAAAAUAUCAAAUUUUAAACAAGCAUUGGACUGGCUAAUAUGUGCUACGGAACAGGCACACCCAGAAGCUCGAAGAAUGUUAAGAAGAUGUAUCCGGAGUGGUGUGAUAGAUGAGGACAGCGCCCCGAUAGUCCGGGCGAAGUCCUGCCUCGCAGCCAGCAGGCAGGAGACGGUGGCUAGGAAGGCCGCCAGAGACCUGUUCGCCAGUCUAUCGAACGGCGAGCAGUACAUAACGACGGCACAGUUGGAACGCCGCAUCCGCGAGAUCUGCACCACCACACUCAACAAGACCGACAUUGAGAAUGAGAAUGAAGAUGGAGACGAUGAGGUGGAAGAUCACGAACAGGCUCUGGAGCCGUCCCUGCAGGCCGGAGACCACGUGCACACCAACGGCACUGUCAGAACAGCUCAGGAUGCUGACGAUGACUAUCCCGACCGGUGUCAAAACGAGGAAAUCCGCAAUUUGACAGUUGACAACCUGGUGACAGCGGCUGUCAACUACUGUCAGGGCGAGUUGCCCCUGAUCAGUUGCGAGCUGACCCUAACAGACCCUAGUAUUAAGGCCCUAGACCAUAUCCCCAUAAUGCAGCAAGCUUUUCUCCACCCCCUACUAUUCAUACAGAUUUUGUACCUGAAAAUUCUCAUCUAUUUCGGAAAUUUUUCUUUCCGCCUCUCAAAUAUAGAACUAUCUCUUCUUUUAAUCGCCUAUUUGUCUAUAAGUACAGAGAAUGUCUAUCAUUUGGUGCCCCUUAUUUUGUACUAUAUUAGUAUCAUUGCAAUGGUUAUAUGUACUUUCAAAAUGUUACACGCUAAAAGACAGUUUGUGGAUUUCAGAAAAUGGUCAGGUUUGUUUCUGAGGUACAGCGAUGGGAAUCUACAACCAGAUGAAUCUGAAAAUUUGUUCCUCAGAAACAAUUUAGCUCCUUUCAUACAGUUUUUCCUAGCGUUAUUCAUAAAUUUGUUCCUUUACCCAUUCAUAGCGACCCAAUGGGUACCGUUUUCUGAAUUCUGCGUAUUAUCUUUCUGUCUCAUGUUCCUAUCUCUCUUCUCUUUCACGAAGCAAUCUUAUCCGGACGUGCUAGCGUUAAUUUCUUUUGGAAUCAACGUCCUAGCUAAGUAUCCAUACGAAAAGGACACCGUGGUACACCAAGGUUGGAGAUUCCUGGAUUUGCAUAUAUCGAAUUAUCCCUCUUAUAUCCUAGGCAAUAGUAUCGAGUUUUGCUUGAAUGCUCGCUUCUUCUUCUCACUCUUAAUACCAGUGAUUCUCAUUAUAAUGACUCGAAGAAAUAAUUGGCAGGGUUUUUUGAAGUAUACCCUACCGCAUUGUGUUACUCUGAGUUGGUUACAGAUGUUCAUAACAUGUUCCCAUGGUUGUACAACCUACGGUCUGAUACGAGGUACCCUGGCUCUGGUCUGCUCCUUCCUAUUCCUCCCCCUCAUCGGUAUAGCCACGGUAACCCUGCCUCUUUUCGCUUUUCUCCAAUAUGUGACUUUGUCGAAAGUUUUUUACACCGUGGCAAUUUUGGUUGGGUUUGUUAUUGGUUUGGGGGUAACUUGCUUGCUGGCUAAGUCGGAAGCUACGAAGAAAUUUGUUACACCUUUUCAGCUAUUCAUAGGACUAAUAGCACUUCUGUAUAUCGGAAAUCAAUUUAUAGUUAACGUGCAAGACGAAGGCAUACCUUCAGGCCUCAUAGAACUGAUUGGAGACGAAAAGAACAGCAUCAAAAACAUGCUAAAAUCCGAUUUCAUAGCCGAAUACGACGAAAACGCCUACCACAUAUCCUGGGAUGACUACUACAGACAAUGUCACGCGCCAUCUUGGCAAGAAUCCAACAUGGCAUCCACGCAGAUAAAGUGCGCCAUCUUGCACGGCGUGAAUGUCAAUUGGGAGGGCUAUGUUAAGGAAGUGAAGUUGCAAAGUGUCAAGAAUACACUAAAUGACAUAGCGAAUUGGCUACCCGGUAUUCUAUCGGAGUAUUUCAAGUGUUAUUAUGGUGAGGAGUUCUCGGUGGAAUGUGAUAAAAGUGAAGGAUGUGAGUUCUCAAGAACAGUGGCACGGCAGACUGGUAAAGUUUGCCAUUUGAAGAAUUAUGACGAGUAUACAAUCACAGUAACAGUCAAUAUGGAAGCGAGCGGCGGUCUUCUAAAACGACAUGCAGAAAUAAAUCUACUCUUCGACCACUACUUUAAAAACUUCACUCAACUACUACGAACAGACGACAAAAUACGCUUCAGAGGUGUGCUAGAAAACGAAAAAGACUCCUAUGACAUCGGCUCGAAAGAGAUAAACAUACGUGCGAGCGAGAUAGACUGUGUCGAGUGUAAGAAAGCGAGAGGUAUAGUCACUUCUAGAGUGCUGUCUUCUUCUAAAACUUCGGAGUUACUGAGAACUAUUGUGAAUGAUUGUGUCGUUUCUACAAAGCAUAUUCUAAAUUUCUUACUGAAUCCGAUUGUAGUGUUUAAAUAAUGUAGUCGAUUUUAAAACUAAAGUUUAUAAUAUACAAUAUUGAAAACA
This is a messenger RNA of Aricia agestis (brown argus), 2771 nucleotides long. It is a transcript of the gene wfs1, whose product is annotated as wolframin. Gene Ontology annotation, biological process: endoplasmic reticulum unfolded protein response; calcium ion homeostasis. The transcript is spliced from 9 exons. The record is from RefSeq and is a predicted model, not a curated record. The coding region runs from base 105 to 2723 and encodes 872 amino acids. Gene Ontology annotation, cellular component: endoplasmic reticulum membrane. Lineage: Eukaryota; Metazoa; Arthropoda; Insecta; Lepidoptera; Lycaenidae. Gene Ontology annotation, molecular function: protein binding.